AUGCUUGAAGAUGCCACAUCUCGAGCACCCAUCCAGGACCUCUCUUCCUUUAUGAAAAGUCAAGGAGAGGGCAGUUCAAGUCUCGGACAGUCCCAUUCGAGUGAUAAUGAUUAUUCUGACUCAGAGGACAACGAAGCUGAGGAGCCUGAAGACGAUGAGGAUAACGGAGAUGAGCGAAUGCAAAAGCGUCCUAGAACAGAAAGCCCUGAACCUCACGAACAACCUUUGCUGGGGCAUCCCUUCCUCCGAGGAGACUCGCCUGAGAUCGACGUGUCUCCUACUGCCUCGCAGAUGGGCUCCCCACCCCACCUCCACGAUGUCCCCUCAGUCCGCAAUGAUGACGAAGAUAGAAUUUCAUCAUCUUCCACAUCUUCGUCGUCCUCCUCUUCGUCAUCCAAACAGCCCCAAGAGAUUCACAACCCUGAUGCGUGGAUGCGAGAGCAAAGGGAGCACGAAGAGGGGGCAGUGAGUGUCAAUCCUGCAUCUAAUGAUGGCGAUGACACUCCUGUUCUGGAACCAGUUCAGCCACCCCUCCCAUUUUGUGGUGAACUUCCUGAGGAGGCAGAAAUCCCACCAUCACGCAUCGACCACAUCGAAAUCGUCAACCAAUUUAUUCGUGACAUCCGUGGCGCAACAUUGGAAGGCAGUGGUCUUCCUGAUCAUGUUAUCGAUGCAUUGACGAACCCCCAACUACCUGAUAACGGUGUCGAUGAAGAUGACCCCCAGUUUCAGUCUCAACUGACAAAUGAAGAUGAACGAUUUCAACUUGACGUGUACCUUGCAACGAGUAGCGCGUCAGAAAGUGUGUACAAUGGAGUUGCUUCUGCUCAUAACCGCCGCUAUCCCAAUACUCCCUUGAAGUCCCUGUAUCUUGCCCGCCAGCACGUCGAGAUGGUGACAGGGGUUGCUGCGAUCGAGGACGACAUGUGCAUCAAUUCGUGUCUCGCCUUUGUUGGUCCUUUCAAGGAUCAUACUACUUGCCCGACAUGCGGUGAGUCACGCACAAAGCUCGAUGACAAGAACCGACCCAUUCCUCGUCGAAAGGCCACUACGCUACCACUCGGACCACAGCUCCAGGCCGUCAUUCGGUCUGAGCUUGGUUCAAAACUCCUGCAAUACCGCCACUCAAAGACACUGCAAGUUCUAGCGCGUCUCUCUAGUAACCGAACAGAGGAAGACAAGCUGAAGGACGUCUACGACGAUAUUUUUUGCAGCCAGGACUAUAUUGACCUCUACAAGAAGGAGAAGCUGACCGAGGACGACAUUCUUGUUGGGUUUUCCAUUGAUGGUGCCCAGCUGUACCAGAAAAAGGAAUCGGACACGUGGAUAGCGGUGUGGGUAGUGCAGAAUUACGACCCCAAGGUCCGCUUCAAACGCAAGUACGUCCUCCCAGCACUCGUCGUUCCUGGACCCAAGAAGCCCAAGAACAUCGAUUCCUUCAUGUACCGCGGCUUCCACCAUCUCUCAGCACUCCAGCGUAUGAAUGACGGCAAUGGAAUGAGAGCUUACAACGCGCAAAAGAAGGCUAUCACCCAGUCACGCAUUUUCUUAUAUCUAGGGACCGCCGAUGCUGUAGCGUUGACUGAGAUCGAUGGAAGGGUGGGACACCACGGGGCAAAUGGGUGCCGCAUUGGCUGCCCGAUGAAAGGGAGGCAUAAACCCAAUGCUGGCCACUACUACGCUGCUCACAGCCUCCCAAACAACUAUACCGUGGCGACCUGCCAGCAUCCCGACGUCAACGUUGCAACACUCGACACUCCAACUCCCGAAAUCUAUAAACAGAACCUACAACUAGUCACGCAAACUCAUACACAAACCGCCUUCGAGGAAGCACGACUCAAAACCGGCAUCAGCAAGCCCUCCAUUCUUUCGGGCCUCAAAUACCUCCUUCCUAUUCCCAGAUGCUUUUCUGUCGAUCUCAUGCACCUCCUUUUCAUCAACUGUGGUGAGCUUCUGAUCCCAUUAUGGCGCGGUACACUCUCACACGACAAAACGGAUCAUCCCUCCACUUGGCCAUGGCGAUGUCUGGUUGACGACACCUGGAUCCAACACGGGAAAUUGGUUGCAGCGGCAACAAAAUACUUUCCAACUCUAUUCCAUCGCCCACCACGGAACCCUGCAGAGAAGAUCAACAGUGGGUACAAAGCCACUGAAUACUAUCUCUAUAUCUUUGGCCUUGGCCCCGCAUUCUUCAGAACCAUCCUCCCAGCGGACUAUUGGUCGAAUUUCUGUUCCCUAGUGCGCGGCGUUCGAAUAAUUACGGGAAGGAGUAUCACUGCCAAACAGCUAUUCGAAGCUCACCAUCACUUUGUCCAAUUUGUCAAGGGCUACGAACUCCUUUACUACCAACGCCGUGUCGACCGCCUCCACUUCUGCCGUCCGUGGAUCCAUACCCUUCUCCACACUGUCUCUGAGACCAUGCGUGUCGGUCCCGGGACGUACUACACCCAAUUCACUACCGAACGUGCUAUUGGGUAUCUGGGAGGAGAGAUUCGCCAGAGCGCAGACCCCUUUGCUAACCUGGCAAGGAUAGCGGAGAGGCAGGCACAACAGAACGCGUUGAAGGUGAUCUAUCCCGAGCUCGACCCUCCUAAACCUCUCCCACGAGGGGCUUCCAAUAUUGGGAAUGGUUACAUUCUCUUACCUCCACGCUCAAGGACUGUUGAUGUUCUAGCAGGGGCCGUGGGCGCUUUACUGAGGGAUGAGUAUGGGAGCGACACUCUGCGUAUUUGGGGAAAGCUAUGGAUUCCGCAAGGCCACAAGGUCAGAAGUCUUUACUCCGAGCGCAAGUCUAAAAGGGAAAAUACUCGGAUUUCACGAAAUGCGAUUAUUCGCAUUGACAACAGCAAACGAUUUGCGGAGGUGCAAUUUUACUUCCUUGCAGAUGAGAAGAAUCUUUCCACUGCAAAGGCUGUCGUCUCCCUUUAUUCUGAACCAAACCACGAACUUUUGGAACAGUCAAAGAACACUCUGUAUGCCUGCUCCUAUCAUGGGCCUCACUCCCUACGGAUUAUCCCUAUCUCCUCCAUCAUUUCGCUCAUCUCUAUGCAACCCAUGCCAGCGCAUCCGGGGGAGCGAGACGAUUUGUGGUUCCCAGUCGAGAAGUCGGGAUUGGAGGAUGGGGAGAUUACAGGGUACACCGAUGAUCUUUACGACGAGUCUGAUAAUGAAGAUGAAGACUAA
Messenger RNA from Coprinopsis cinerea okayama7#130, 3183 nucleotides. RefSeq lists its product as hypothetical. The record is from RefSeq and is a predicted model, not a curated record. NCBI's taxonomy places the organism in Eukaryota, Fungi, Basidiomycota, Agaricomycetes, Agaricales, Psathyrellaceae. The transcript has 4 exons. Bases 1 to 3183 code for a protein of 1060 amino acids.